This is a messenger RNA of Scomber japonicus (chub mackerel), 2516 nucleotides long. RefSeq names its product WD repeat domain 27 (gene wdr27). Bases 1 to 2427 code for a protein of 808 amino acids. The record is from RefSeq and is a predicted model, not a curated record. Gene Ontology annotation, molecular function: protein binding. Lineage: Eukaryota; Metazoa; Chordata; Actinopteri; Scombriformes; Scombridae. The transcript has 24 exons.
AUGUUGACAGAAAGACUCAAUCUGAGCUGUGGCAGGCUCCUCUCACACAUGCAGCUCGCAUGCUGCCAGGCCUACUGUGGCAUACCUAUGCAUGGCAAGGAAAUGUUAAUUUACAGUGUUUUGGACAUCGAGCAGAAGCCCUUGCUGCUAACUGGCCACCAUGGUGAGAUCAGUGCCAUGACUUUUGGAAAAGGAUGCAGACCUGUCCUCCUCUGUUCUGCCUCUGCUGAUUAUAUCAUUGUCUGGGAUAUUGAAAUGUGCCAAAAGAGAACGAGGGAAGGCAAAGUUGCAGCUGGGACAGUUAUUGGGACUUUACUGGGUGAAGUCGUUCAUCUGUCAUUCUGUUUCUCUGAUGAACGAGUGGUUGCAUGCUCUGGAGCUACGGCAUAUGUACUCAGCUCAAAGAGACAGGAAGUGAUCUCUACCUUGACUGGUCACGUCGGACCUUUAACAUCAGCAGAGUUCUGUCCGUGGGAUAAAGGCAUUCUCGUUACCACAUCAGAGGAUCGGACUUUUAAGGUGUGGGAUUUAAAAACUGAAUCCAUUUUCUACCAGUCCUUUGUACUGUCAGCCUCUCCACUGCUCAGUGUGUUCUUCUUGGAGGAAAACAGGCACAUUAUCAUUGGCUCAACUGAUGGACAGGUAUGGUGCUUUUCUCUCCCUGAUGACCACAAAUGUCACCUGGUGACCAAAAUUGACCUCCAGAAGAUAGAAAAACGACAUCAAAUGCUCAAAGAGACUGUGAGCCAUCAAGCAGGAGUCACAGGAAAAUCAGCGGUAGAUGAAGUGGAAACCUCCAAACCUGUCCUCAAAAUGGCUUUAUGUAGUUCAUUUAAUGACACCAAUAAAGAGCAGAAAAAGGACAACAGCUGGUUAUGUAUUGGAAGCUCUGAUGGACUGUAUGUGGUGAAUCUGGCUACCUCAGAGCUCCUAACAUUGUUUUAUUUCAAAGAUUACCCCGAAUUGAGCAUCACUAUGGCUGGGUCGUGGUCCAUCUCUGACGGAUGUGACAACUCUAUGGUGUUUUUAGUGAGCUCUUUGUUUACUCCAAUUGUAGUCCUGUUGGAGUUAAGUCUAUGUGACCUAAGGAGGAUCUGGGCUGGAGGUGAAGGCUUUUCAGUGUUCCCAAGUUCCCCUCCAGUGCCCGAAUCUCCUCUGAAUGCAGAGUUAAAGAAGAAGGAACCCAACCAUCCUAAAAAAAAAGGAGGUAAAAAGGAACAGCCUCUUGUCUUCCAUUCAAAGGUGAAGUCAUCAGGAUACAACAAUUCCCCAAGAAGGGUUAUGUUUUCACCUAAAACAAAUGUUCAGAAGAGCCGAUCCUCUGUAAAGGCCACCAAAAAUACAGGUUUACUCCUCAGAGAUUACCCAGCGGACAUUUCAGCACCUACUGUUCCACACAUUCAUCUUCGCAGUGCCAACAAACCAGUCUACUGCCUUCAGUAUUCAGGUGAUGGAAAACAAAUCCUGUGCGGUCUUGGUGACAACUCAGUGCUAUUGUACAAGUCCUCCCUUACUGGCAAUCCAACUGUCUACACAGGGCAUGACAAGCCAGUGAGCAGUGUGAGCUGGAGCCUCAACAGACAGUGCUGGUUGAGUGCCUCAGAAGACCAAACUCUGCGAAUCUGGACCCAUGGCAGCCCAGAGCCUGCAAUUAUUAUGGCUAACAGCAUGUUCUCAAAACCCAUCAAAAGUGCCCAGUUUUAUUAUCUCGACAAAUUUUUGCUCCUGGGAUCUGGACACUCUCUUUACUUGUACCUAUAUAAUGUGGACGCCACACACGAUGACAUCAAAAGAUAUCAGCAACGGAGUUUUGUCAAAAUGGCAAAAUGCAUCCCAACAAAAUCAGGAACGAACAUUACGGACCUGUCUGCAAUCAAUGAUUUCUUCUCCUACAUCGUCCUGGUAUGUGGUUCAGAUCGGUCCAUUCAAGUAUUUGACAUGAACAAAGGUUCAGUUGCCUCAGAGCUGCCUGAUGCCCACAGCAGACCCAUCCACUGCAUUACACAGAACAAGGGCUCCAUGUUCAGCACACAGGCUCCAGAUUCAUACAACCUCUUCCUUACCAGUGCGGUCACGGAUGGUGUAAAGAUUUGGGACCUUCGCACACUUAGGUGUGUACGGCGUUAUGAGAACCAUCUAAAUCGCUGCCAUCCAUGCUCUUCAGCCAUCUCACCAUGUGGCCGGUUCAUUGCCUCUGGCUCUGAGGAUAAGUGUGCCUAUGUAUAUGAUAUCCGGAGCAGCAGCUACCUCCACAAACUUCAGAAACACUCAGAGACAGUGCUCAGUGUGGCUUUCAACCCUGCCACACCAGAGCUGCUGACUGGGACUCUGGACGGGGAGCUGAGACUGUUUCAAUCCUGCAGUGGGGCCCAAGUGUCUCAUGACACCAGUGCUGCUGUGCAAAGCGUCCCCAACAUGACUGCGUAAUUACAGCAGGAUGCUGCAAAGACCAUGCAGGUUUCAUUAAAACAGCUCCAAACCCCAGGAUAGGGUUUCACUGGUAAAGGAAAGUUCUG